Cololabis saira (Pacific saury) is the source of this 3345-nucleotide messenger RNA. RefSeq names its product NACHT, LRR and PYD domains-containing protein 14-like. Gene Ontology annotation, molecular function: protein binding. Lineage: Eukaryota; Metazoa; Chordata; Actinopteri; Beloniformes; Belonidae. The record is from RefSeq and is a predicted model, not a curated record.
AUGAGUUCAGGAGCCAUCCGCAGGGCGGCGUCGUGUCUCCGCAGGGCAGAUACUGGUCUGCAGGAGGUCCUAGAUGAACACAAGACCAGUCUGAGGAGCAGAUGUGAACAUGUGACUGAAGGAACUGAUGAAACAGGAAGUAAAACCCUCCUCAACAGGAUCUACACGGAGCUCUUCAUCACAGAGGGACUGAGUGAAGAGGUUGAUACCCGACAUGAGGUGAGGCAGCUGGAGACAGCUUCCAGGAUGAAGAGCCACCAUGACGCUCCAAUCAGGUGCCAGGACAUCUUUAAAGCCUUACCUGACCAACGUGGAGCCAUCAGAGUGGUUCUGACCAACGGCGUCGCUGGCGCUGGGAAAACCUUCUCGGUUCAGAAGUUCUCUCUGGACUGGGCCGAGGGCUCGGAGAACCAAGACGUCACCGUGGUGAUUCUGCUCUCGUUCAGGGAGCUGCACCUGAUCAGAGAUAAGCAGCUCAGUCUUCUCAGGCUGAUCCAGGUUUUCCAUCCAUCGUUACAGAAGCUCACAGCAGAGCAGCUGGCUGCCGGGAAACCGUUGUUCAUCUUUGACGGCCUGGAUGAAAGCAGACGUUCCCUGGACUUCAACAACGGUCCGGUCGUGUCUGACGUCACACAGAGCUCAUCGGUCAACGUGCUGCUGACCAACCUCAUCCAGGGGAACCUGCUUCCCUCAGCUCUCAUCUGGAUCACUUCCAGACCUGCAGCAGCCAAUCAGAUCCCUCACAAACACGUGGACAGGGUGACAGAAGUACGAGGCUUCACCGACGGCCAGAAGGAGGAAUACUUCAGGAGGAGGUUCAGGGAUGAAGAGCGGUCCAGCAGCAUCGUCUCCCACAUGAAGACAUCCAGAACCCUCCACAUCAUGUGUAAACUCCCGGUCUUCUGCUGGAUCACUGCUAAAGUUCUGGAGCACAUGUUGACCACAGAGCAGACAGGAGAGCUGCCCAAGACCCUGACUGAGAUGUUCUCCCACUUCCUGCUGGUCCAGACCAAGAGGAAGAAGAACAAGUACCAGGAGGGACAUGAGACGAGUCCACAGGAGCUGACGAAGGCUGACAGGGACCUUCUCCUGAAGCUGGGGAGGCUGGCGUUUGAACAUCUGGAGAAAGGAAACAUCAUGUUCUACCAAGAAGACCUGGAGCAGUGUGGUCUUGAUGUCCCAGAGGCCUCGGUGUACUCAGGAGUUUGUACCCAGAUCUUCAGGAGAGAGUGUGAGGUCUUCCAGAAACCCGUCUACUGCUUUGUUCAUCUGAGCAUCCAGGAGUUCCUGGCUGCAGUCUACGUGCUCCACUGUUACUCCACCGGAAACAUAGAUGUGCUGUGGAACUUGCUGGGAGAAGACUCCUCAGAUGAAUCCAUGGAUGACUUCCUGGGAAGAAAAUACAGAUACUCAACUCUGGAUGACUUCCUGAAGAGAGUCAUGCAGAAAUCCCUGGAGAGUGAAAAUGGCCACCUGGACCUGUUUGUCCGCUUCCUUCAUGGUCUUUCUGUGGAGUCCAACCAGAGACUGUUAGGAGGUCUGCUGAACCAGACGGAGAACGAUCCACAAACCAUCCAGAGAGUCAUCUACAACCUGAACCAGAUGAACACUGGUGACAGAACCUCUCCUGACAGAAACAUCAACAUCUUCCAGUGUCUGAUGGAGAUGAACGACCUCUCAGUUCAUCAGCAGAUCCAAGAGUUCCUGAAGUCAGAGAACAGAUCAGAGCAGGAACUCUCUGAGUUCCAGUGUUCAGCUCUGGCCUACAUGCUGCAGAUGUCGGAGGAGGUUCUGGAUGAGUUGGACAUGAGCAAGUACAAGACAACACGGGGGGGUGGACGGAGACUGAUUGCAGCUGUGAGGAACUGCAGAAAGGCUCGAUUUGCUGGUUGUGAUCUCUCAGAGACUCACUGUGAAGUUGUUGCGUCUGCUCUGAAGUCCAACCCCUCCCAUCUGACAGAACUGGACCUGAAUCAGAACCUCCUGAAGGAUUCGGGAGUGAAGGUUCUGUCUGGUGGACUGGAGAGUCCAAACUGUAGACUGGAGACUCUGAGGUUGGAGAGCUGCAGUCUGUCAAAGAUCAGCUGUUCUUCUCUGGUCUCAGCUCUGAAGUCCAACCCCUCCCAUCUGAAACUUCUGGACCUGAGUGAGAACAAGCUGCAGGAUUCAGGAGUGAAACAUCUGUGUGGAUUUCUGGAGAGUCCAGACUGCAGACUGGAGACUCUGAGGUUGAAGAGCUGCAGUUUGUCAGAGAUCAGCUGUUCUUCUCUGGUCUCAGCUCUGAAGUCCAACCCCUCCCAUCUGAAACUUCUGGACCUGAGCGUGAACAAGAAGCUGCAGGAUUCAGGAGUGAAACAUCUGAGUGGAUUUCUGGAGAGUCCAGACUGCAGACUGGAGGAUCUGAGGUUGAAGAGCUGCAGUUUGUCAGAGAUCAGCUGUUCUUCUCUGGUCUCGGCUCUGAAGUCCAACCCCUCCCAUCUGAAACUUCUGGACCUGAGCGUGAACAAGGACCUGCAGGAUUCAGGAGUGAAACAACUGAGUGGAUUUCUGGAGAGUCCAGACUGCAGACUGGAGGAUCUGAGAUUGGAAAGGUGCAGUUUGUCAGAGAUCAGCUGUUCUUCUAUGGUCUCAGCUCUGAAGUCCAACCCCUCCCAUCUGAAACUUCUGAGCCUGAGCAGCAAUGACCUGCAGGAUUCAGGAGUGAAACAUCUGUGUGGAUUUCUGAAGAGUCCAGACUGCAGACUGGAGUAUCUGAGGUUGAGGAACUGUCUUCUGUCAGAGAUCAGCUGUUCUUCUCUGGUCUCAGCUCUGAAGUCCAACCCCUCCCAUCUGAAACUUCUGGAGCUGAGUGACAACGACCUGCAGGAUUCAGGAGUGAAACAUCUGUGUGGAUUUCUGAAGAGUCCAGACUGCAGACUGGAGGAUCUGAGGUUGGAGUGGUGCUGGUUGUCAGAGAUCAGCUGUUCUUCUCUGGGCUCAGCUCUGAAGUCCAACCCCUCCCAUCUGAAACAUCUGGAUCUGAGUAAGAACUACGACCUGCAGGAUUCAGGAGUGAAACAUCUGUGUGGAUUUCUGGAGAGUCCAGACUGCAGACUGGAGACUCUGAGGUUGGAGGAAUGCGGUCUGUCAAAGAUCAGCUGUUCUUCUCUGGUCUGCUCCAACCCCUCCGAUCUGCAACAUCUGGACCGGAGAGGGAACUUCGAUCUGGAGGCUGCAGAUGUGAAGCCGCUUUCUGAUCUGGUGGAGAGUCCAGACUUCCAGCUGCAGACUCUCAGGUCAAUGGAGGUGGAGAUGAUGAGAGUUUCCAGGACAGAUGAGUCGUUUCCUGAUUGUCCUCAGAGUUGA